CUUUAUUUACAUCUCUUUCCGUCAUAACAGCCGGCCCCGACUUUAUGCCGGGAAUCUAACAGAACCGUCCGACGCUGUUAUAUAUAUAUAUACAAGCCCAUAAUCGACUGUUCUCGAUUUCUCUCUCUAUCCAUUGAGUCCAGCCCUAACUAGGCGAAAGGAAACUUGAAUCGCGCUCGAGGAAGACGACGGACGGGUAUGCGUUUUGUUCAGUUUAGUCUCUCUCAAAUCUGAGUUUAAUUCCCGUGUACAAUAUAGCAUGGGAUCAGCUUGUUGUGUUGCUAGAAAGAAUGAGCAUCUGACCAGCGGAACCACAAGAGAAGUCUUGCUUAGGAAUGCUAUUUAUUCACCAUCAUGGAGCUUCAGAUGGGAUAACCGAAGGCGUGUAGCUGGUGAAAUUGAGAACAUCUCAUAUGGGCUAUCUCCUGGAUUUAGUAGAGAUAGUAGCAUGGAGAUUAAAGGGGAGUUAUCCCUUGAAAGGGGGAGCUAUUCAAGUGGAAGAAGUCCCCUAAGAAAUUUUAGAUUUACUAUGUCUCCAAAGUCUCCAAUUCACGAAGGACUGGAGGGAAAUCUAGAAGCUUCUUCAGAUACUACAAAUACCAACAACCAUGGAAAUAUAGAGGAGAAGAGCUUCAAAGGAUCAAUAGGAGGAGUGGUAGUAGAUCCAUGUGAACAGAAGUUGUUCCCAAUGAACACAAACCCUUCAAGCUCAUCUUCCUAUCCACCGAUGUCAGAUCCCACUACUUCUGAAACCCAGCCAAGAAAGGCUUCCCGUUCUCCCGGACACCAGCUUUCAAGGCAAAUCUCAGACAAUCGAAUUCUCGAUAGAAAGUCGCCUCCAGCCUCGGAAGGCCGACCAUCCUUGGUCUUGUCCUCUUGCAACAGCGACUUAAUCGGAGGAGGCUCUUCUGAAGGGUGGUCCAUGCGCACGUUUUCGGAGCUGGUGGCCUCUUCCCGGAGGGAGAGGUGGUCUUUCGACAGCGAGUGCCGCGUGAGCGAAUCCAGCAGCACGUGUUCGCGUUCUCCGUCCUCGACCGACGUUAGGAAUUGUGGGAUUUGCUUGAAACAUUUGAACGAGAAGUCGUUGUGGAGCGGGCAGAAGAUGGUUGCCAACAGCGAUCUUUCGGUUGUUGCUGUUUUGGGGUGCGGGCAUGUGUAUCAUGCAGAGUGUUUGGAGGCGAUGACGCAGGAAGGGGGGGAGGAGUGCGAUCCUCUGUGUCCGAUUUGCGUGUUCGGUUCGAAGCAAUUGGUGAAGAUGACUAGGAAGAUUGCGAGGGCGGAAGCAGAGAUGAAAUCGAGGAGUAAGAUAUCGAAGAGGAGAGUGAGGGAUAGUUUUGAUCCGGGAUAUGAUGUGCUCGAUAGGCGAAAAUCAGUUGAAGGAGGGGGGAAGUUGUUGUUUGGUAAUAAGAUGGAAUCCACCAGCCGCGGCAGCUCCUCCACGGGUGGAAGGAGAUCCUUUAGUAGGCCGUUCUUAAGGAGGCACUUUUCUUUUGGAUCGAAGUGGAACAGAUCAAUGUUGGAGAACAGCGAUAAUUCUGGUGGCAGGAGAAGCUUUUGGUCAAGAUUCCAUUGAGAGUUUGGAUCGGGUAAGGUCGGCCUGUGGUGUGGUGGGUGGGCAGUUAAGGUAAAAAAGAAAAAAGAACAGAAAAAUUGUUAUCAUCUAGAAAUUGGACUGAACAAUUUAUAAUAGUGAAUGUUGUUUGAUGUAUUAUUAUUAUUAUUAUUAUUAACUGCUGAAAUGGAUGGAUGGAUGGCUGUUAGGAUUUUAGGAGGAAAAAUGUAUUGAUUUAUGUUGUAUGUUUUGAUUUUUGUCUUUUUUAUUAGGCAAAGUUGAGAUAUUUUUAUACAUUUGCUUUUGAAACAGCAAUUUGUCGGUCUUGAAUGU
Impatiens glandulifera is the source of this 1885-nucleotide messenger RNA. RefSeq lists its product as uncharacterized. The coding region runs from base 260 to 1573 and encodes 437 amino acids. NCBI's taxonomy places the organism in Eukaryota, Viridiplantae, Streptophyta, Magnoliopsida, Ericales, Balsaminaceae. Gene Ontology annotation, molecular function: metal ion binding. The transcript is spliced from 5 exons. The record is from RefSeq and is a predicted model, not a curated record.